CCUGUUUUUUUUCUGUUGUCUGUUAUAUAACGUUAGUGAUGCUCGUUUCAAUUCAUUUCUUAAUCAGCUAAACAGGUCAGUUAAGAAACAGUCAAAUAUUAAGUUAAAUUUGAAAACGGUUUAAAAAAAAAUAUCUCCAUUCCAAAAUGUCACAUGACAAUCUCAUUGGCUCACGGAGUUAUGAUGUCACAACACUUUGAUCCUUUGAAGUUUGUCCUUAAACAGGGGUGAGAAACAGCAGUUUUUUAGUUCGUGUCCUCGCAGCAUUUGUGUUUGCAGCCUUCACGCGUUCACCACAGAAACUUUUGGAAACCUUUUCAGAGUUGUCGUGUACAACCUUCAACAACAUGUAUCCAACAAGACACCAACCAAGGCAAAAAGAUUACGCCGCUUCUCCUUCCUGUCGUGGCCAGCCAAAUGACCUCUUAGCCGUCCAAAGGGCAUUACAUGACAGUAAGAAGGAAAACUACCAUCUCCAGAAUAAAAUUCAACAGAUUGAAGAUGAGAAACUUCAACUGGAGGAGAAGUGUAGACAGAUGGAAGUGAAAUAUAAAAGCCUGGAAGAAAGACAAAAACGCCAGCCCGACAUAAAUAUUAUUAAUGAGGGUUGGGGAAUCAAGUUUGGACAAGCCCGAGAGCAGAUUGUCUUCCUAAUUAAGGAAAACAAGCAAAAGAGCGCGGAACUAAAGGAGAUGUCCAACCAGCUUAAAGACAGCAAAGCUACGGUUGAGAAGACAGAAUGGGAUCUCCAAUAUAUGGACCAAAGGAAUCGGCUGCUCCAAACAAACUUCGAUGAAGCUGUGAAAAAAAAUAAAGAAAUCCUCCAACAGAAGGAAGAACAGGAGAAAAAGCAAAGAGACAUGGAGCACAAACUCAAAGUCACGGAGGAAAAAUACAGAAUGCUGAAAGAGAAGGUGGAUGAUACUCUGCGCCAAAACAAAGACCUUCUUCAAGAGAAAAAGCAACUAGAAGGGGAAAAAGAAAAACUGGACAAACAAUGCUCGCACAUGCAGAAAAGGAUGGAGCAAAUGGCGAGAAACAACUCCGAGCUCACUAAGGGGAUAUUGUUGGAAUACAACAACUUGAAGCGCAAACACACUGAAAUGCAGGCGCAAAAGCAAGAACAAGACAACAUACAUGACGACCUGCAGCGUACGCUCCAAGAUAUCCACAGAAGAAAUGAGGAGCUACAAGACAUGUACAAAGAAGUACAACAGAGAAACGCAGACAUGCACAAGGACAAGAUAAUGCAGGAGGAAACAUCCGAAGAGCUCAGGGAAAAGCUUGAAGAAAAACAAGCAACCUUGGAAGAGGUGGAGAAAACAUGCAAGAAGCUUGAGAAACAAAACAAAGAAACCAUCGAUGAGUUGAGAACCCUCAUCCUGGAAAAAAAAGCUCUUGUAGAAAACUGCAUGAAAAAGAAGAACAAACGCUUCCGCUGGCCCUGGAGGAGGAACUCUACUGCUUCCUCACCUGGUGUAGCCUCGUCUUGCUCCACCUCUGUUCACCUCCCCAACCAGUCCCGGCAGUUGACUGUCCCCUCCUGAGCCUGGUUCUGCCGGAGGUUUCUGCCCGUUUAAAGGCAGUUUUUCCUCCCCACUGUCGCCUAGUGCGUGCUCAGAGGGGAUUGUUGGGGUUUU
This is a messenger RNA of Haplochromis burtoni (Burton's mouthbrooder), 1640 nucleotides long. Its product is annotated as polyamine-modulated factor 1-binding protein 1. Lineage: Eukaryota; Metazoa; Chordata; Actinopteri; Cichliformes; Cichlidae. The transcript has a single exon. The coding region runs from base 348 to 1547 and encodes 399 amino acids. The record is from RefSeq and is a predicted model, not a curated record.